This is a messenger RNA of Setaria italica (foxtail millet), 2671 nucleotides long. RefSeq lists its product as uncharacterized. NCBI's taxonomy places the organism in Eukaryota, Viridiplantae, Streptophyta, Magnoliopsida, Poales, Poaceae. Bases 231 to 2234 code for a protein of 667 amino acids. The record is from RefSeq and is a predicted model, not a curated record. The transcript has 3 exons.
AAGUGGCUGGCUGGCUGGCUGGGCCUCGCGGCUGGGGCACUCCCACUCCUAUUAUUUCCAUCGGCCGCGGCACGGCAGAGGCGGCGCGCGGCCAGCGCAAUUCAGAUCCCUCCUCUCGCUCGCUCGCUCGCUUCCAACGCUCGCGAGCUCCCCGCGCCCGUUCCCGGCGGCCGAAGCGAAGUGGGCCCUUUUCCUGAUUUCCGGGCUCGCCUCCAGCGCUCGUGCGUGCGAUGCGGGCGGAUCGCGCGAUGGGGGAGGGGGGCAGCAGCCAGCGGAUCGACCUGGGCGCGCCGCUUCGCUCGGCGCGCGGGGGCGACGCGCCGCCGCGGUACAAGCCCGACCUCAACUCCGGGCCCGUGCGGCACCCGGGCGCCGUGCCCUUCGUCUGGGAGCAGCGCCCGGGCCAGCCCAAGAGCGUGCGCACCCGCCGCGCGGCGCCGCCGACGCCGCCGCGGCCGGAGGAGGUGGGCGGCGGGAGCCCCUACCACGAUGCCCUGGCGGACCUCGAUCUCCAGGCGCUCCACGGCGGCGCCGACCGCGCCCCCCGGGCUGUCGCUGUCGCCGCGUCGCGCAAGGUGGCGGCGGUGGAGGAGGUGGCGGUCGCGGCGGCGAGGAAGGAGGCGAAGAAGCAAGAGGCGGUCUCGGUGGCUGCGGUGCUACGGGGUGACGGUGAAGAGGAAGAGGAGAGGUUCUCCGACGCGCUCGACUCGCUCUCCCGCACGGAAUCCUUCGCCAUGAACUGCAGCGUCAGCGGCCUCAGCGGCGCGCCGGACCCCGGACCGGGCGCCGAGCCAUGCGCGCCGGGCUUCAUGAUGGACCGCUUCCUCCCGGCCGCGCAGGCUGUGGCCGUGGGUUCCCCGCAGUACACCUUCCGGAAGGCCGGCGCCGCCGGUGGCACGGGCAACUCUGGCCGCGACCACGCGCGUGCGGCUGUGGCGAAGGCAAGCGUGGGCAAUGGCGACGAUCGGAUGAGGAGAACGCCCGUGCAGCUCCCGUACCAGCACCUGCCGCCCAAUUACUUGUCCUGCGCCUAUCCCAGACGCGAGGAACAUGAGGAGGAGGACGAAGAGGAUGACGAUGACUACGACGUGCAUAGUACCCGGGGAUUUUCAGCCAAGGGCUGUGGUUUGCUCCCUGGCCUGUGUGUGAAAACCUCCUUGUUGCUCUUGAAUCCAAUGCCUGCAAUGAAGCGCGGCAAGGCGCAAGGGCGGGGUAGAGGCCGACUGUUUCCGUCCAAAGGCAGGGGCCAAAUGGCACAGAGUCCACUUGCGCGGAGCUCACAGAACAAGCAUCUAGGAUGUGAUUCCAACGGGCAAUCCUGGGAGGACGUGUAUAAGCACAAGUUGGAGCAGAAGUAUCUUGGUCAAGGAGAGGAUGGUAGUAGCAAGCUGACAAGUGAGUCGAAUCAGCUGACUUUCUGGAGCGAUUCACAGACUGUGGAUGGAUCUUCACCAUAUCACCGCUCCAUAGCUGGUGGCAUGUUGCCCUAUCGGAACUAUGCUGUGAUGUCACCAUCAAGUAGAGCAAAUGGGUCAUCUAGAAUAGGAGAUAGGGAUGAUAAGGCAAGUAGGAGCAAUGGUUCUGGUUCGCUUGAGAGAGACCAUGAUCGAACCUCGUUGGUUGGAUCAGAUCAUAGUAGUUUUAAGGGAUCAAGUUCCAUGAGCUCGGGACCAGAUGGAGCAGGGCAUGAAGAUUCAAUGGAUCACCAUGGAGAUACUGAUUCAGAAACAUGCCACUUGGGUGUGCUUGUGGAUACAAAGGUAGCUCUGAAUGCAAACAUGUAUGAUUCUCAGCCUGGUGGGCAACAGAUAGUUGGAAAGAACUCGAUUGUGAAAGAGCAAGUCAAUGAUCCAUUGACCGAAAAGAUCUCUGAAGUUAGAGAACCCAAAUUCCCACUGGAUGAUGGAAAAGAUUUGCUGCGUGAUGCUAAUCAGGAGUUUCUGCCACAUUUAGAAGAUAAUAAUGUUGCUAAAAAGGAAACCAUACCAUUGCAAUCUCUGCUCCCUUUACCAGUCCCGAAAUCACCUUCAGAAUCAUGGCUUUCUCGCACAUUGCCGUCCGUGACGAAUAAGCCACCUCUGCCAUCUUUUCUUGGAAUUCAAGUACACUCGAAGAAACAAGCUCCCUGGGCCACAGGGCAUCCAAAGGAGAAUGAUCAUAAACCUUCCAAACCACGGCAAAUAAGAUUUGCAGAUGUGGUAGAAAAGCCAAUUUCAAUGGGCUCGGAGAUAUGAUGUCUUCGCUUAAGGCCAGUAUUUAUCCGUUCAUGACAUUGAUGCCUUGAAGGCCAUCAGGUUCAUAUACUUCACCAGCACUCAACGGCUCGCAAGAUGCACCUCCUCUUUUUGCUGAUGCGGUCACUUGAAGCAGCUGCUGGUUGCCAUGUUCUUGGCAAUUGGAAUUCACAUGCCAUGCUUGGUAAACUGUGUUCGGUAUGUUUCUCAUGGUAAGUCUGGUGGUGUUUCCGAUUUGAUGUAAAUCUUAUAUUUAUACAGGAUGACUUCUGCUUGGUUUUUACUGUCCAUAGUGAAAUCAUGUAAUAGUACUCAAACCAAUGAAAAAGGUUGAGUUGAUUGCAAAAUGUAAUUGCAUCAGAUGUAUCAUAGAAUAAAAUAUCAAAACAGGUCGGGCUUCCAUUCCUGAAAUAUUUUCCAUGCAUAACUGUAUCUCC